Messenger RNA from Fusarium odoratissimum NRRL 54006, 1019 nucleotides. RefSeq lists its product as uncharacterized. The record is from RefSeq and is a predicted model, not a curated record. NCBI's taxonomy places the organism in Eukaryota, Fungi, Ascomycota, Sordariomycetes, Hypocreales, Nectriaceae. The transcript is spliced from 4 exons. The coding region runs from base 369 to 785 and encodes 138 amino acids.
UUCCGCCCUUCCGCAUUUACCUACGCCCAUUCAUCAGCAUAAAAUAAAUAAUGGUCAUCCGUAUUCCAACAUCGAAAUUAUUCUCAGCAAGGCGAACUUGACAUGCUAAUGAUAUUUCAUUGGACGUAGGCUCUCAAGUCAUGUUGAUCAUUUCCCAAAUGACUGCAGCUGCGCAUCAUGUCUUCCGUUAGUGACGUCUUGCGUAAACAUUAAAAUGACCGUGUUCGCUGCUUGAAUGACGCGGAGAUGAUGGGCCAUCGAGCUAGCAAGCACUACAAAUAGUGUAAGCUCUGAAAGCCAGACAGUGCUCUUCAUAUCAGUCAACUACUCAACAGAUAUUAACUCAAUCACAGCUCAUCAAUAUCAAUAUGCCUCAAUCAAACGUCGGAUACCCUUCUUCGUAUGAAGGCGGAGAUCAGCGCCACUAUAGCCGGGAGGAAGUUCGUGAGGAGGGUCGCACUCACCCCAACGUCAACCCUGAGGGCUACCUACACAAAGAGGGAAUCAUGAAUGAGCUUCAAGAGGCCGACACCAAUAGAAUAAUUGCAGACCGUAUGAAGCACGAACCAGGCUUCGCAGCCACCAUGCACGGCAAUAAGCCCUCUCGCGGAGCCGAAAUCGACGCUGAGCUCGCACGAGAAGAUGCAGAGCAGCUUGAAAAGAAGAAGGGCAAGACCGACAGCAUGCCUGGAAAGAAGAUGGAACAAAACACCAGCAAGAGCGAGUGGAAGCAGCAGAUGGAUCAGGAGGAGGAGGAGGCUCGCGCUAAGCAUAGCAGCCGUUGAACGAACAAUCAUGAAGGUCAGGGUAUGGGGUGUGUUACUCGUAAGACAAAUAGCAGUCAAGAGUAGAGCCCGGUGGAUCUCAAAGGAUUAAAUGAUAUAUGACAUGCUUCCAAAAAGUACACUCCAUCGAGUGAAAUAAACAGUCAACCGGCAACAUCAACGUGACUUGGAGAUCAAACCCGGGCGCAUGAGAUAGCCACUACGAUGUCGAUGUCGUGUAUCAUUCAGCUCGCG